AUGGGGUGUGGCCAGAGUAAAAUAAAUCUCUAUCCGAGACGAAAUAAAAAUGGUGGCAAAGGGAACAGUUCCAAGAAAUCAGGAGCAGCGGAUAAGGAGGCUGAUGAAGAAGAAGGCACGACAGGCGGUUCCGUCCCUCCUGCGGAGACUGAGGAAGAACCGGAACAGGGAAAGCAUAUCCUGCCCCUGGCAUCUCAUCAAACUGUUAUUGAGGUGUCUGCAAGUCAGCAAGAUUUCUUCAAAAUGCUGGAUGAAAGAAUAGAUAGCGGUAAAGACUACGAUUCUUCCAGUGAGACAGAAAUUCGAUUAGAGGCAGAAAGACGAAAAAUGCUUAUAGAACAAUGGCAAUCGGCUUCACAAUUAACACAUUCCUCACUAACACAGCCUAGUCCACCUACACCAGCUAGAAGAAGAGUCCCAAGGCCUAUACCUCCUCCUCCAGAAAGACAAAACAGCCCAGGAUCAGGCAGAAGGUGCUACAGACAACAUAUUCCAGACGGCAUGUCACCACCGCCUAGAAGAGCUCAAAGUGCCCAGUCACAUCAUCCACCAGAUCCUAGACAAAACAAUGGUGAUAACUGGCAUGAUCCUACCAAAUCUCCAGUGAAAAGACCACAAAGUGCUGGAGCUAACUGGAAAAACAACCCUAAGGUGGCACCUUACAAUCCAAAAAUUAAAAAGAAUGAGUCAAAUGAAAUCAGGUCGAAUCACAAAGAGACAGAAGGAACACAAAGUCCGGACAUAUCUCAAAUAACUUUUAAUCCAACAUUCCAAACCCAUAGUCCCGCACACUCUGCAAAAUGUCAACAACCAUACAUAGCGCAGAUAAUUAGUUAUCCAAUCUCACAACAAGUUACACCACCAUCAUCACCGAAGUACAUAGCACCCCCCGAAGAGUAUCAAGACCCCCAAAAUAAUGUCAUUGACAAUAGUAAAUUCCCUGUACAAAGACAGACUCCAGUAACAAGUACUCCUCAAGUUUCAAACGCUCAGCCUCAUAUCUACUACAUACAUGGUAAUGCUACAACAGCGGCAAUGGCACAAGAUCUUUCACAGCAGAGACAGCAAACUGCAAUACAUCUACAGCAGUACGUAGCAAUGAAACAAGCACAGCAACAAAUGUUUACAUAUCUGCAGAGAAGUCCACAUACAGUUUUCCCAAACAUGUAUGACGCUCAAAAUCCACCUCCGACAAGAAUUUAUGAAGGUGAGGAAUUUGUAGGACAGUAUGCACCUCAUCAUCCGGCUUUGCGGCCACACAGUGCUCCAACGCCUGUAGGUGUGGUACAUCCUAUGCCAGUCGGGCCAGGUUUCAGCCAAUUGCCAGAGGGGUCACACAUGGUCCAAAUGCCAAUGUGGACACAUAUGCCGAAUGUGGUAUCGACUAUGGGUCCUUGGGUUCGUGGCCAAGUGCCUGCUGAUAUUCAGUAUUAUCCACAAUCUCCUUUUGCGCCAUUGUAUCAACCGAACUCCGCAGGUUCAGCGGGAACAUUGACGAGAUAUCAUAAGAAGGAAUCGAAUGAUGUUGAAGUGAAGAGUAAAGAGUGCCAAAGCAUUAAUCUAGUCAGGCAAAAGCCUAUAGGUCAGAUUGUCUCUAUUCCCGGUCAGGAGCUGACAGUUUGCAAUAGUGUGAGUGAUAGCCCGAGCCCCGCGUCGGUCAGCACCGACAGUGGCGUCUCUCCUGGGAACAGUGUGCCCAGCUCUAAGAACUCUGUUUUUAAUACUCCAGCUAAUAACAGUGAAACUUUUAACUUAGAUAACAAGAGUAAGAAAAAUAAAACUGUACAACAACCAAGAUCUCUUAAAAAUUCUAAAAGUCUAGACUCUUAG
Messenger RNA from Arctia plantaginis, 1830 nucleotides. The record is from the annotation of a GenBank genome assembly. NCBI's taxonomy places the organism in Eukaryota, Metazoa, Arthropoda, Insecta, Lepidoptera, Erebidae.